Molecule: messenger RNA, 2544 nt
Organism: Cordyceps militaris CM01
Lineage: Eukaryota; Fungi; Ascomycota; Sordariomycetes; Hypocreales; Cordycipitaceae
Exons: 3
Coding region: 1-2544 (847 amino acids)
Source: RefSeq, a predicted model, not a curated record
AUGGUCGCAAAAAGCGCAACCAGCUACGCCGCCCGCUCACACAAAGACUUCGAUCGUUGGGAACGCGAUCUUGGCAAGCUUACCGACAAGGAUUUGGGAGCUUCCGCGAGUAAAGCUAAAGGCGCCCAUCUUCCUCAUUUCCGACUCAUUAUUCGCAAAGGCAACACCGAGAUCCUGCCAAUCUUCGCUGACGACCACAAGUCUGCCUGUCCCCGUUGUCAUCCGACCAACUCCCCCCAGCAGCUACACGAACAAAGGGAAAAUUAUGUCACCCGGGAUGACGUGACCAUCAAGAGUCUCCUGCAAAAAUCAUCCGACCAGCUUGAUGAGAUGCCCUGCUCCGAGUUCUGGACCACCCUGGUCAACUGCGUCUCGCCUGCUUACGCGCCAUUCACCAAGGUCUACAGCUUGCGCCCAAAACAUUCGUCCGAAGCACCCAAUACCCCGGUUAACGUCUCCAGUCCAACAGACUCGUCUUCCCCGCCUGAACCGCCAUCGUCGUCCCCCUUCUCCGUCGACUACGGCCUUGAUGACGACGCUUUUACAAACCUACGCAGUGUGCCCGAAGUUGUCACCAACCAUCUGGCCUACAUGACCGAUCGCUAUGCUCUCUACUGCCUCCGCCAGAACAAUGACAGCGCCGAGUUUCGCGCACGGCUCCACCCCAUCCGCUACACUGCACACAUAGGCCGCGCGACCGUCACAAGUUACGACGACGGAGGCGUCGCUAGUUUCGAGAAACUACUUGAUACCUGGCAAAUCCACGACCCCUCCGUCACCAUACGUGAAUCCAAAAUAGCCUCAGCCAGUAUAAUGGAGAACAAAACCGAUGGCGAAAUCUACCCCGUUAUUACAAACGAAAACUUAGCCCAGUUUCUUCUUGAGGCUGUUACCUCUAUGCGUGCCAAUCCAAACCGCCUACGAGACCAGUACAGUCCUCCAUCCUACUCCGUCAUCUCCUCUGUUUUCUCCUGCUUUAUGCACUUUCAUGCCGGCGCUAAAUACCAUGCCUUUCACGAUGCACAAUCUGACGCAGAUCGUCAGGCCUUGGCUGUUCAGUACCCCGAAGAAACUUGUAUUACAUUGACCUCGACUCGCUGGUUCAGUUUGCUCAAACACACCCAAAGAGGCACUCAUUUCUGCAACCGAUAUUCUUCUUUGCGCAUGUACGCCCGUCCGCCUCCCCCGCCUCUUCUACCGGAGGGCGAUGGCGAGGACGAGGACGAGGACGAUGGCGAUAACGAUGACAAUGGUGAUGACGAUAACGAUGACAAUGGCGAUGACAAUGGCGAUGACAAUGGCGAUGACAAUGGCGAUGACAAUGGCGAUGACGAUAACGAGGACAAUGGCGAUGACGAUUACGAUUACGAGGACGAUGAUUCUGCUUCCUCGGGUUCACAACGCCUGCCUAUAAUCACCACAAGCAAUUCAAAGCGCAAGCGUCCGCGCGAGAGCCUUGACUCAAACUACACACUCUUUGCGCCGGGCGCACCACUCAAGCCCGCUCCUCUCAUCAGUCGUCCUCGGAAAGCAAAACAUCUGCUUCGCGAGAUUUCUUUGGAGAGCCAGCAAAAGCACACUGCAAUCCAUCUGCUUCAGUUCGUCAAGCUGCAUACAUCAUACCCUCGCUUCUUUCCCGACAUGCCGCGACGAGUCCUUACAAGCCAGGAGCGCCAGCGCGUUGACGCCUACGAGGACGCGCUGGAAGCUGCUCUGCGCGAGGUUGGCCGCAGUGACUAUGAUGCUCGUUUCCGAGUCAGCCUAGCGGUAGAGCAGGCUCAUCCGCUCAGCGCAGAGAUCCGAGAAGCAAUAGCGCAGGAAAAAACUGCUCAGUUCGCCGACCCUCUACGACAGGUAGGAAGCACAAUCAAACUCGACCGCUUCAAGCCAGACACGCCAUGGGGUCUUGUUGUGUACCGAACGGCAUAUGGCGAUGAUGCUGCUUGGAGGCGAAUGCUUAACGAGCUGCAGGACCCCGUGGACUCGCUGCCGUACGAGCCUGCGCCCAACCCGGAGCUCUACCCCCGGCAUCGGUUUGAGAUUAUGGACGAUCAGAGCCAGUUCGAAGGUGCCACUAUGGAAUCCUUGCGUGAUAAGUUCUCUACGUGGGUAGUGGAGGAGUACCGCGCCAACCUUAAGGAAGAGCACCGUCCCUCCGUAGAGGAAUUUAACGCCGCCAUGGACGGCUCCCCUGCCGGGGCUCGCUACAACUUCUUCCUAGUCGUUGAUGACAUUUGUCUUGAGUCGCUAGACCAGGCGUGCGGCGCUGUGGUGAAGCUCGUGCAGGCAGCGGGGCACCGAGGUAGCCUCUCGGCGGAGGAAAUUCAGGAAAUGUGUCCUAAGGAAGAGGGCUCGGAGUGGGAAGGGGGUUUAACGGAAGAUGAGUAUGAGAAUGUUGGUUGGAUGUACAUAGAAACGUCGGAUUAUGCCGUCUUUCAGGAAUAUUUGGCAGAACCUUCAAACUGGGAAGACGAGUACUUGAGACCGCCAAAGCUGAGAUCUCUGGAUGGGUUUGAAGACGUACCAGGGUCGUGGAGGAAGUGA